AUGACCACUGAAACCCUAGCACUCAGACCUUCAAAUAUUGAUGCGACAGUGGACUCUGGAGGAAAUGUGAGUGGCUAUUGCAUCUGGCCAUCUGAGGAGGUUUUGGCUCACUACUGCCUCAAGCACAAUAAUCUGUUCAGGGACCUUGCUGUGUGUGAGCUAGGGGGUGGCAUGACAUGCUUGGCUGGGCUCAUGGUUGCUAUUUCUGCAGAUGUCAAAGAAGUUCUGUUAACUGAUGGGAAUGAAAAGGCCAUCAGAAACGUGAGAGACAUCAUCACAAGGAAUCGGAAGGCUGGUGUGUUUAAGACUCGGGAAGUAUCAAGCUGCGUUUUACGAUGGGAUAAUGAGACAGAUGUCUCUCAAGUGGAAGGACAUUUUGACAUUGUUAUGUGUGCUGACUGCCUGUUUCUGGACCAGUACAGAGCCAGCCUUGUUGAUGCAAUAAAGAGAUUACUCCAGCCCAGGGGGACAGCAAUGGUAUUUGCCCCACGCCGAGGGAAUACUUUAAACCAGUUUUGCAAUCUAGCUGAAAAAGCUGGUUUCUCUAUCCAAAGACAUGAAAAUUAUGAUGAACACAUUUCAAACUUCCACUCCAAGUUGAAAAAGGAAAACCCAAAUAUAUACGAAGAAAAUCUUCAUUACCCGCUUCUGCUCAUUCUAACCAAAAAUGAAUAGAAGAUUAAGCUCCUCAAAAGAAGAAGAAGACAUCGAGGACACAGGGAAUGUUUUCACAGAACCAGAAAUCUGUAAUGGGUAUAAUAUGCAGCCAGACAUUGGCUCCCUGCAAUUCCUGAGCCCCCAGGACUGAGCCCCCACCCUCUAUGUGGGUUGUGGGGUCCUGGCCUCCCAGCGUUGUUCCCCACCAUCCCUGCUCAGCUCCCUCACUGCCUCUUUUUAUAGUUGGCUUGUUGCUCUUCCUCCUGCACCAGACCUUUGUUUGCCUCUAAAUAUGUGUAAGCCGCCUGUCUGAGGUCUGAAUUUGACUGGU
Molecule: messenger RNA, 988 nt
Organism: Otolemur garnettii (small-eared galago)
Lineage: Eukaryota; Metazoa; Chordata; Mammalia; Primates; Galagidae
Product: calmodulin-lysine N-methyltransferase
Exons: 9
Coding region: 1-675 (224 amino acids)
Cellular component (GO): cytoplasm
Molecular function (GO): calmodulin-lysine N-methyltransferase activity
Source: RefSeq, a predicted model, not a curated record